CCGGCGCGUGCCUGUGAGGGGAGCGACAGCGAGAGACAGACGGAGAUUAGUAGCGCGGGUGGAUUGCUAUUUGGAUAUUUGUACACAUAUUACCCGAAAGGAUCAUUGAUCGUGGCGGGUGUAGGAUUUAGACCGCUUCGGGGAGGAGGCGCUACUGGGGAUAUUCUGAACAGCUUCAAUUCACUUAGCUCCUCGGACUUCAGGCUUAGAAGAUUAUUUAUGUUGUGCUUAAAAGUCCAUUCUGAAAUGUGCAAGUUCCUCAGAUUUUUCCCACAUCAGGGUAGUCAACCGUUGAGCCAAAUAAUAGAAGCCAUCAUCUUCCUGUAGUCCUGUUUUCCUGAACUCAAUCCCUAAACCACAUAUAUCUAAUUGGAGUGGCUCGGGGAACUACAUCAGCAACAGGAAUGAGUGUACAUAGAAGUGGUGUUCUUGGGGCCUUUCUACUACUGAUUUUGCAGAUUCAAGGCCAGAAUCCAGAUAGCAUGCUUAUGGGAACAGGCAUGAAGACCAAUGGUGCUACAGUAGCACCCGAAGAUGCAGAGGCAAGACUUAAUUGUUACUGCUCUGGUCACUGUGCAACUGAAGAAGCAAACAAUACAUGCAAAACAAAUGGAAAUUGUUUUGCCAUUAUUGAAGAAGAUGAAAACGGAGAAAUUACACUUGGCUCUGGCUGCAUGAGGUUAGAAGGAGCAGAUUUCCAAUGCAAGGAUUCAACAAAAGUAAGAAAACGGAGAACUAUCGAGUGCUGUAACACUGACUUCUGUAACAAGGAUUUGCACCCAACGCUUACUCCAAUUUCUGAUUCUGGCGGACUAUUUGAGGGUGACGUCCACCGAUUAGGCCUGUUAAUCUCGCUGAUUGUCUGCAUCUUUGUCUUGAUUAUAAUAACAACUGCUUUCUACUUCAGGUACAAAGGGCAAGCAGACAGACGUCGCUACAACCGGGACCUUGAGCAGGAUGUGGCUUUCAUUCCACCAGGCGAGUCUCUGAAGGACUUGAUUGACCAGUCCCAGAGCUCAGGUAGCGGAUCUGGGCUCCCUCUUUUGGUGCAACGUACCAUUGCAAAACAAAUUCAGAUGGUUCGACUAGUGGGUAAAGGGCGCUAUGGUGAGGUAUGGAUGGGAAGAUGGCGUGGUGAGAAGGUGGCAGUAAAGGUGUUCCCUUCAGCAGAAGAGGCCAGCUGGUUCCGUGAAACUGAAAUCUACCAGACAGUGCUUAUGCGACAUGAAAGUAUACUAGGAUUUAUUGCUGCAGACAUUGAAGGAAAAGGCUCGUCGACAUGGUUGUAUCUGAUUACAGAUUAUCAUGAGAAUGGCUCAUUGUAUGACUACCUGAAGUGCACUGUACUUGAUACGAAGGCCCUGCUGAAGUUGGCAUACUCUGCUGCUAGUGGCCUCUGUCACCUUCACACUGAAAUUUAUGGCACACAAGGCAAACCUGCUAUUGCACAUCGUGAUUUAAAGAGCAAAAACAUUCUGGUGAAAAAGAAUGGAACUUGUUGCAUUGCUGACUUGGGUCUAACUGUGAAGUUCAACAGUGACACAAAUGAAAUUGAUAUUCCACUGAACACCCGAGUGGGCACCAAGAGAUAUAUGGCUCCUGAGGUGCUAGAUGAGAGUCUCAACAAAAACCAAUUCCAGGCAUAUUUGAUGGCAGAUAUAUACAGCUUUGGCCUAGUCAUAUGGGAGAUGUCACGUCGCUGUCUUACAGGAGGUAUUGUAGAGGAUUUCCAGUUGCCAUAUUAUGACAUGGUACCAAAUGACCCUUCCUAUGAGGAUAUGAGGGAAGUGACAUGUGUUAAAUGUCUCCGUCCAACUGUCUCAAAUAGGUGGAACAGUGAUGAGUGUUUAAGGGCAGUGCUGAAGUUGAUGUCGGAAUGUUGGGCUCAUAACCCUGCCUCCCGGUUGACAGCAUUAAGAGUGAAGAAAACACUUGCCAAAAUGGUGGAAUCUCAAGACAUCAAGAUCUGAACAAGCCACUAAACACCAGACAUUAUUGCCUCUAAAGAGCAGCAGGAACUUCUGGUGUGCAGAUAAAGGAUUGGACAUCUACUCGUCCACAUCUCUUGUACACGCCAUGCUAGAUAGGCUGCUAAUAAUGACUUUUAGAAUUCAGAACUAUUGCAUGCAUGGCAUAGUGUGGGAAGAAAGGACUUUUGAUGAUGAACCUCUAUGCCAUACUUCAUAAUGACAAUGCCAUCUUUAACAAAAAAAACGUGUAAAUUAAUCCUGUUGGAAUGUCUCAAACAUCCUUGGGUUUCCUAUGUGUCACUGUAUUUUUCAUUCUCUUAAAAGCGGCCUGGGGUGGAAUGACGGUAGCUGGCACUGUGGAAAUCCUCAACGGUGUGUCACAGCCAGGUCAUGGUGCUUUCUGUGAAAGCCUCAAUUCUCAUUGAAUUUGAAAAAAAACUAUAACUAGGAGAUUAUUGGUUGCUUUUCACCUACAAUCUGUAAAUAAGGUCAGAUGAAAACAUUUACCUGUGCUUGUCCUGAUAAGCUAUGUGGGCAUCAGUUUUUUCCCUUCCUCUCCCUCAAACUUUUGUUAAAUUAGCUAGCGUUUUGAGUAUCUGCAGGAACUUUGUCAACACUAGCUAUACAGAGUAAACUUCUGAUACCAGGUAUGAUAUACGAUGAUGUAACUUUGUCUUUUCAACUCCAAGCACUUUGUGUUCACAGCCAGCUCCACUGCUCUGAUUGUACAUCAGAAAUCUUGAAAUGCAAAGCUGUUGCCAAUGUUUAUAAAACGGUCUGUUUGCCGGAAAUGAGAAUGACAUUCUCUCACCCUCACGUUCUCCCGAUUGUCCUCAGCAGUAAUCAAUACCCUCCAAUUAUAGCAUUGCCUUAAUUUAAGGUGUCUUUUUUAAUAUGCUAUCUGAAGCCCUAGUCUAUUCGUGGAAGUCAUAGGCAGAAGACCAAGAGAACAUUUCCUGGUCAAUAUAGCUAAACUCUCCACUGAAGGUCAGGCAUUGCUGAAACUUCACUGUGCUAAUGGUGUGAUAAAUGUCUGAAAUGAAGUUUUGUUAAUUUCUCCAGAGGGUUGGUUGUAAGAGUGAUUGUUGACUUUGUAUUAUAUGGAUUCCUCCUAUACAAAUCAAAAUGUAUUAAUCUUGAAUCCUACAGGUACAACUGAGUUGCUUAAAUGAUUGACUUUCAACCAAGGUAACGUGUGUUCUGCUACCAUUUUCUAAGCUUUGAGUGCCAGUAUUGAAUUGGUUUAAAUUCAGUUCAAUCAAGUUGUUACUAACUACAACAAAGUGGGAUUGGGCAUGUUCUAAUGGGGAUGAAAUAUCACCACCAGGAACUCCAAGUGAUCUCACCAAUCCCCAUAACCCACAAAGCUGCUCUGCUGGUUUUUAACUGUGCAGGUUUGUGGCUGUUAGAUGCUAAGUGUCAACAUCGCUGUAUCCCAAGAAAGAACAGGAAACUGUGAUGGUUAUGCAAAAUGCUGGCUUAUUUUAAAAAUAUAAUGCCAGUUUUUGUUUAUUUUAUUCGAUUUGAGAAAUUCCAACCAUCUUCGUGAAUUGAUUGAUUAAUAAUCUAUUAAUAGUGGCUGUCUAAGUUGUCCCAGGUUCCCAGAUGCCUCAGUCUUGUAAGAUGUUAUGUAACAUAAUCUUUAUAUCUUGUGUAGUAUGGUGAUGUAAUCUUGCAAACUUUUCUUGUAAAUAUGAUAGCCAAAGUAGGGCUUGAGGAAGAUAGUGUUGGUCCAUUUAUAUAAACAGGAUUGUCUUUGUUGCAUACCAUGUACAGUUGUAUACAGUGACGGGCAUUUGCAUGCCAUGGUUGUCCUGUUUAGUUUGAACAUGAAAGAUGCAGAACCUGUAAACAAACUUGAAUGUUUAUCAAGUGAGACGUGAUUUUGUAACUCUUGCCCAAUCAAUGUUGGCAUUAUGUAAGCAUGUGUAGGCUGUGAAUUCCAACAUAUUAUACGGGAGAUGGUGAAUUGUUCACAAAUAUCAAAGCCACACAUAAAAGAAAGCAUGAACCACACAAGCCACAAAGUGUUGUACCUGGAUGGCUUGCAAUCAGUAGCCUUAUCAUAUGUUCCGUUUCAAGAAUGUUCUUGUUCGAAUGGAACAGCUUUUUUGUUAUUUUGAACUUGCUGCAGGGAAUUCUCAUCAAGAGUGCUGAAUCUUCCUGAUUUUAAAACACCACAGAAUAAUGAAUAACUAGUUUAAAAAUGGUGAAUAAUGCUACCAAUCUCUGCAUUCACUGUACCCCCUCUGGUCAUUCAUUAUUUUAGUACAAUAGACACAAGUGACUUUUUUAACUCCCCUUUUUUGAAAACAUUAUGCCAUAUAUGGGAGAUGUACUCGAUCUAUAGAAGAGCAGGAAUCCAUACAAAGAACAACAUUACUGUGAUACAGGUGCAAGGGACCCUGCACAUAUGGAGAGAGGGAGAAAUUCAGUGGCCUGUUCAUGUUUAUUAUGGAUACUCUGAUCUAUCAAAAAAAAUGCUAAUCAGGGAGCAUAUUUGAAAGUAGUUUUUUAAAAUGGUCAUGCCUUUAUUUUCUCUCAAAUCCUUUUUUUUAUUUAAAGGAAAAGGAGAGAAUUUCAUCUGCCGCUUGUCAAACCAGUUUCUCCCUAUUGAUGUGUCAUUGUAGCAUAGACAAAAAAGUAUGAAUCAAAAUAUUAUAGUUUAGUUAGCCUAUUUGUACAUAGUCAAUGGACAGACAACAGAGGGUUAAAGCAGUAAUGUUACUCUAAUGCAUAUGUCAUCACAGGUAAAACAGAAUAAUUACCAUUAAACCAAGUGUAAUGAUUUAUAAACCUAUUUUGUACAGCAUCUAGUAAAAGGUGCCUUAUUAAGUUUACCACAAAUUACUUUGCAAGAGGUACAUCAUGUACACAGAUUAUGUCCUGUAUUACUUUUAAGUAAAUAAUAUUAUUUUAGUACACAAUUGAUCUGUUG
Messenger RNA from Stegostoma tigrinum, 4908 nucleotides. It is a transcript of the gene bmpr1aa, whose product is annotated as bone morphogenetic protein receptor, type IAa. Lineage: Eukaryota; Metazoa; Chordata; Chondrichthyes; Orectolobiformes; Stegostomatidae. Gene Ontology annotation, cellular component: signaling receptor complex; plasma membrane. The transcript has 13 exons. Gene Ontology annotation, biological process: protein phosphorylation; cellular response to growth factor stimulus; BMP signaling pathway. The coding region runs from base 405 to 1970 and encodes 521 amino acids. Gene Ontology annotation, molecular function: transforming growth factor beta receptor activity, type I; SMAD binding; ATP binding. The record is from RefSeq and is a predicted model, not a curated record.